Molecule: messenger RNA, 1542 nt
Organism: Aspergillus puulaauensis
Lineage: Eukaryota; Fungi; Ascomycota; Eurotiomycetes; Eurotiales; Aspergillaceae
Product: cytochrome P450
Exons: 4
Coding region: 1-1542 (513 amino acids)
Molecular function (GO): heme binding; monooxygenase activity; iron ion binding
Source: RefSeq, a predicted model, not a curated record
AUGAUCUUCACGGUGAUUGAGUUACGGCCAUGGCCCGUCAUGGCUGCGUACGCUGCCGGGCUGUAUGUGCUGUUCUGUUUUCUCCUGGUGGUGUAUCGACUCUAUCUCAGUCCUCUCAGCCGCUUCCCCGGCCCUAAACUCGCCGCCGCAACACAGUGGUACGAGACAUAUUAUGAGAUGUUCAACCGUGGCGGUGGCAUGUUCACUAAGCAUAUCAAGAAACUGCACGAGGAAUACGGCCCUGUUAUCCGCAUCAAUCCGUGGGAAUUGCACAUCGACGAUCCAGAGUUUUACGAGACCAUCUAUGCCCCAUCUGCUCCAUUCGACAAGCUGAAAGUAUUCGAAAACCGAUUCAAUAUACCCACCGCUGCCUUUUCCACUGCAGACCACGUGGCGCACAAACGACGCCGGGCAGCGUUGAACCCCUUCUUUACAAGAAGUAAAAUCCAAGCCCAUGCUCCGUUUAUCCAGACGGUCGUCGACACCACUUGCACCCGUCUAGAGAAGGAAUUUGGCGGCAAGCAGAAGCCGGUCGUUCUAAAUGACAUGUUUGCCUGCCUGUCGGCCGACGUGAUUGUAGCUUUGGCCUUUGGGGAUGAACCCACGAUCUGCCACAGUGAGAAUUGGCAGACUCCUUUCACCAAGGGAAUGGACAAUAUGGUUUCUGCGACGCAUCUCAACUCCCAGUUUCCAUUCAUGGUCCAUGUCGUCAAUGCCAUUCCGGAUAGCCUCAUGGCCAAGUCGGCCUUGUUCCAGCCGAUCAUUGAAUUUCGUCAUGGCCUAGACCGCCGCAUUCGCCAGCUUCUGGGCGACCGUAAGGCGCAGAAACCCACUGGGAGCACAGUCUUUGAAGUCCUUCUCAAUUCCAAACUCCCUCCGCACGAACUGACGGAACAGCGCCUCCAACACGAGGCCGUCAGUAUUAUCGGAGCUGGAUUUGAUACCACACGUCAGAUGCUGACAUUGAUCUGCUUCCAUAUUCUGUACCACCCGGAGGUCUAUACCAGACUGCAGCAGGAGCUCGUCGAGGCGAUUCCCGAUCCGAAUCAGGUCCCCUCAUGGUCACAAUUGCAGCAAUUGCCGUAUCUCACAGCAUGCAUUGAAGAGGGCUUGCGUAUCGGCUUCGGCACCGUACAACGCUCUCCUCGUAUCUCUCCCAACCCCAUCCAAUACCAGAAUUACGUGAUUCCUCCUGGAACUCCCAUCUCCGAGGACUCUUACCACAUGCAUUUGAAUGAAGAUGUCUUCCCGGACAGCUACAGCUACAAGCCCGAGCGUUGGCUAGGUAACCCGAAGGGCCCCGACGGAGUCAAGCAGCUGUCUCGGUAUAUGGUGGCCUUUGGGAGAGGUGCACGCAUGUGUCUAGGGAUGCAGAUGGCGUACUGCGAGCUAUAUCUGAUGCUGGCUACGAUGCUGCGCCGAUUGAAGUUCGAGUUGUUUGAAACAGAUAGGUCCGAUGUCGACUUUUAUGUGGACUGGUUGACCCCUCAUGCCAAGCUGGAUAGCAAGGGUGUGAGGGUUCUCGUGAAGGGUGUGGCUUAA